AUGAUGCUAGCUUUGGCAUCAAUCUAUGGCUGGUCUCUCUCACAUUUAGAUGUCAACAAUGAUUUUCUCUAUGGAGAUCUUGAAGAAGAAAUUUACAUGAUAAUUUCACCAGGUCUUGAGGUGGAUAGACUCAAUGUUGAGGGGGCCACUCCUGAGUCAACAUUGGUCUGUAGGCUAAAGAAAUCUCUAUAUGGCGUUAAACAAGCUUCAAGACAGUGGUACCUUAAGCUAUCAGAAGUUUUGAGAGGAUUUGGAUUGCAACAAUCGACAUAUGAACACUCAUUCUUCUACAAAUCUGAUACAGCAACUAGCUUCUUUGGCAUAGUAGUAUAUGUGGAUGAUAUAUUAGUAGCCACUACAGAUCCACAAAUGACAGAACAGUUCAAAGAGUUUCUGUCAAAACAUUUCAAGUUCAAAAACUUAGGAGCACCUAAAUAUUUCCUUGGAGUUGAGAUUGCUAGGAACAAGAAGGGAAUACAAAUCUCUCAAAGAAAAUAUGCUAUGGAUCUUGUCAAUGAUGCUGGUCUCCUAGGCUGCAAACCUUCAUCAACACCAAUGGAUUCCACAAAGAUACUUCAAUUGGAUUCUGGAACAUUAAUGGAGGAUCCAUCAAAGUACAGGAGGUUGAUUGGAAGACUCUUGUACUUGUGGAUCCAUAAAUUGAGUCAAUUUGUCUCAAAACCGUGUGUGGAUCAUUGGAAUGCAGCUGAGAAAGUGCUGAGAUACUUGAAGAAAACUCCAGGUUAUGAACUUUUCUUUUCAAGCAGUAGCAAACCUACAUUGAGUAUCUUUUCAGAUGCGGAUUGGGCAGCAUGCCCUGACACAAGAAAAUCCAUGACCGGCUAUUGCUUAUUCUUGGGAAACUCUCUGAUUUCAUGGAAGGACAAGAAACAAAAUACAAUAUCCAGAUCUUCUGCAGAGGCUGAGUACCGAGCCAUGGCUCAAGCUACUUGUGAAGUUGUAUGGGCCAAAGCUUUGCUUGAAGAUUUUGGUGUGAAGACAGAGAAAACAGUUCCUUUAUAUUGUGACAAUCAAUCGGCUAUUCACAUAUGUUCUAUAACCCGGUCUUUCAUGAGAGAACUAAGCAUAUAG
Molecule: messenger RNA, 1092 nt
Organism: Salvia splendens (bonfire salvia)
Lineage: Eukaryota; Viridiplantae; Streptophyta; Magnoliopsida; Lamiales; Lamiaceae
Exons: 1
Coding region: 1-1092 (363 amino acids)
Source: RefSeq, a predicted model, not a curated record